AUGCACUGGCCUGCAGCUACCUCUCCUGUCCUGCUCGCCUCACCCAUCAACCCGCACUUGCCCUUUCCUCUCUUCUGUGACCCGGCCCAUGCACAUGCCUGCAGCUACCUCUCUUGCCUGCCGCAAUCCUUUGACUCGCCUCUCUGGUUCGACCAGGCCACGUUGGAGGAGCUGCGAGGCCACGUUGGAGGAGCUGCGAGGCACUCCUCUAGGGCCAACUUGAGGCGUGUGUACGAGGAGCAGGUGGAGCCAAUCUUUGCUGCUGUGAGGGCCAACUUGAGGCGUGUGUACGAGGAGCAGGUGGAGCCAAUCUUUGCUGCUGUGAGGGCCAACUUGAGGCGUGUGUACGAGGAGCAGGUGGAGCCAAUCUUUGCUGCUGUGAGGGCCAACUUGAGGCGUGUGUACGAGGAGCAGGUGGAGCCAAUCUUUGCUGCUGUGAGGGCCAACUUGAGGCGUGUGUACGAGGAGCAGGUGGAGCCAAUCUUUGCUGCUGUGAGGGCCAACUUGAGGCGUGUGUACGAGGAGCAGGUGGAGCCGAUCUUUGCUGCUGUGAGGGCCAACUUGAGGCGUGUGUACGAGGAGCAGGUGGAGCCAAUCUUUGCUGCUGUGAGGGCCAACUUGAGGCGUGUGUACAAGGAGCAGGUGGAGCCGAUCUUUGCUGCUGUGGUGGCCGAAGCAGAGGGGGAGCAGGGGAGUGGCGAUGCCUCCUGCUGCAUCUCCUUGGACGAUUUCCUCUGGGCCAAUUCCAUCUUCUGGUCACGAGCUCUCACCCUCCCUCUCACUCCUUGCCUCUCUGCCUACACCAACGACAUUGCGGCUGAUGCUGAUGCCGGUGCUGCUGUUGCUGAUGCUGAUCGUGCGGCUGACGAUGCUGGUGGUGCCGAUGCUGCGUCCUCUCCAUCACACUGUCUAGAGGCGAUUGUCCCGGGAGUUGACUUCUGCAACCACUCCCUGCUACCCUGUGCUCGGUGGGAGAUCCUCACAGCUGACCAGCUCACCCGCUCUAAUGGGAAGAACGGCAGUGGGGAAGAAGACCGUGGGAAGGGACAAGACACAGGGAGGGGAGAUGGAGCAGUAGCAGGUUCAGCGUCAGUCGCACAGCCACUUCAACAGAUGCCCGAUUCUGAUGCUGUGUGCUUGCUGCAAGUGGUGCCUCCUGUAGGGGGCAACGAGGUUACCAUCAGCUACGGGGAGAAGGGCAACGAGGAGCUUCUGUUUCUCUAUGGCUUUGCCAUUCGCAACAACCCCCACGAGUGCCUUAUGCUCAACUACCCCCCGGCUCAGCUCCAGGAAGACCCAUGCGCCGACACCAAGCUACAGCUCUUGGCCGUGCAGGACCUCUCGCUACAAUGGAUCAUUCCGCGUUCCUCCAAGUAUCCCAACGAUCAUCUUCAAUAUGGUGGUGCUUCAUCUGCCAGGACUAGGAAGGAGCAGGGGCAAGAGGAGAGGCAGAGGCAGGAGGAGACGCAGGGGCAGGAGGACAAGAAGGAUCAGGAGGAAACGCUGGGGCAGGAGGAAAAUCAGGGGCAGGAGGAGAAGUUGGGGCAGGAGAAAAGGCAGGGGCAGCAGGUGCUUCAACAUAAGCAAGUGCAGCACGGGCAGCAGAAUGAGGAGGAGGGUGAGGGGGAGCAGGAGGAGAGUGACCAUGGGGGUGUUUUUCCCCCCGGCAUGAUGGCAGCACUUCGAGUGCUCUCACUCACAGUAGCCCAGGUGGAGGCUGCCACCUCAGCACUUCUGGAGGUACGUGUUGCUGACGUGGAGUACAGCAUGCAUAUGCCACACGCACGGGAUGCAGUGAGGGAGGCAGCAGGGGGAGAUGCACAGGCGCUGCUGCUGUGCUGCAACAGCGACAAAACGACCCAUCACCACCCAUCUACAUCCCUUCCGUUCCUCCCCACAUCACAGCGCAAGGCAGCAUUAGGGGCGGGGUGUCUAAGCCCUGCAGAUGCGGGGGAGGCAGUGAGGGAGGCAGCAAGGGGAGAUGCACAGGCGCUACUGCUGCUACUGCAACAGCGACAAAGCCACCCAUCACCACCCAUCUACAUCCCUUCCCUUCCUCCCUACAUCACAGCAGAAGGCCGCAGCAGGGGCGGAGACUCUGAGCCCAGCCGAUGCCAGGGAGGCAGUGAGAGAGGCAGCUGGGGGGGAUGGACAGGCGCUACUGCUGCUGCAACAGCUGCUGCAGCAACGGUGAGGGCUCGUGGGUCAGGCAUGGAAAGUGGAGGCAUCAGGCAUGAAUCAUGA
Messenger RNA from Closterium sp. Naga37s-1, 2244 nucleotides. Lineage: Eukaryota; Viridiplantae; Streptophyta; Zygnematophyceae; Desmidiales; Closteriaceae. The record is from the annotation of a GenBank genome assembly.